This is a messenger RNA of Halichondria panicea, 1073 nucleotides long. Its product is annotated as TNF receptor-associated factor 4-like. NCBI's taxonomy places the organism in Eukaryota, Metazoa, Porifera, Demospongiae, Suberitida, Halichondriidae. The record is from RefSeq and is a predicted model, not a curated record. Gene Ontology annotation, molecular function: zinc ion binding. The coding region runs from base 104 to 1030 and encodes 308 amino acids. The transcript has a single exon.
CUUUUUAGGAGAACUAUAAAUAGUAUUGCACAUUUGUAGUCAUUAUGACCUUAUAUACACACUGAAGUUGAAACUAACAAAAGAAGGAACACAGUAUAGCUAUAUGGCUACUCCUAAUCCAGAGCCAGUGUUUGUCAAAGAGCUAGCUGAAAAGUACAAGUGUAGUAUUUGUUUGAACCUUCUAGACACACCAGUUCUAACUGAAUGCUGUGGACAGCAUUUUUGCAAAGCUUGUAUAGAAGAUUGGAUCAUAACAAACAAGGAAUCAACUUGCCCUCACUGUCGAGCAGAAAACUUCAAGAAGAUUGUUUCCCAGCCGAAAAUCAGAAAGAUCAAAGAGCUGGAGGUGAAUUGUACGAAUGAUAUCAAUGGAUGCAAAGCGAUUAUCAAAUUUAGAGAUUUUCAGAAGCACGUGGACGAGUGCCCGUUUGGAGGUGUCGAAUGCACCAAUGAUUGUGGUACGGGCGGAUUGCUAAGAAAGAACCUCCAAUUGCAUUGCAAACAAGAGUGUCCUAAUCGAAUAGUGCACUGUAAGCUUUGUAACAAAGAGGGUAAGCAUUCGGUAAUAGUUGGAGAGCACAAACAAGAGUGUCCUAAUCGAAUAGUGCACUGUAAGCUUUGUAACGAAAAGGGUGAGCAUUUGGUAAUAGUUGGAGAGCACAAAGGAAUUUGCCCUAAAGUCGUCGUAGCAUGCCCUAACAAAUGCAACGAGAAAUUGAAGAGAAAAGAUAUUAAAGAGCACAAAAACGAGUGUCGACUUGAGAUUGUGGAUUGUCCCUUCAAAAAGGCUGGAUGUAAAGCGAGUCUGCCUCGUAAAGAUAUCGCAGAGCACAGAAACGAGUGUCCAUUUGAGAUUGUGGAUUGUCCCUUCAAAGAGGCUGGAUGUGAAGCGAGGCUGCUUCGUAAGGAUAUCUCAGAGCAUAAAGUGUUUAGCAUGCUAAAACAUCUCCGACUAACACUUAAUAUGUGGUAUAUUUUAAUUUCUGUAUGUGUACUAUUUAUAUGCGUGUGUUUGUACAACGAACGCUAAGUGUCUUAGUGUUCUUGUGUUAUUAAUGAUUAUCAAGAGUAUA